Messenger RNA from Chrysochloris asiatica (Cape golden mole), 8967 nucleotides. It is a transcript of the gene ZZEF1, whose product is annotated as zinc finger, ZZ-type with EF-hand domain 1. The transcript has 55 exons. The record is from RefSeq and is a predicted model, not a curated record. Bases 64 to 8967 code for a protein of 2967 amino acids. Gene Ontology annotation, molecular function: calcium ion binding; zinc ion binding; ubiquitin-like protein ligase activity. NCBI's taxonomy places the organism in Eukaryota, Metazoa, Chordata, Mammalia, Afrosoricida, Chrysochloridae. Gene Ontology annotation, biological process: regulation of synaptic plasticity; protein ubiquitination. Gene Ontology annotation, cellular component: postsynapse.
CGAGGCGGGGAGGCGGCGGCGGCGGCGGCGGCGGCAAAGCCGGUUGCCCAAGACGGAGUCCCCAUGGGGAACGCUCCGAGUCACAGCAGUGAAGACGAAGCGACAGCCGCUGGCGGCGAAUCCUGGAGCCCACACCAGGAUUGGGCCGCGGACUCGGGCACAACCCCCGGCCCGGGCCCCGCGGCCCCUGCGCUACCGCUCGCCGCGGCGCUGCUGGAACCGGCCCGGCUACGAGAGGCGGCGGCUGCGCUGCGGCCCAUGCCACCCUGCGAGUCGCUGGUGUCGAGGCACCACGGCGCGCUGUUGCGCUGGUUGGAAGAGCGGCUGGGCCGCGGCGAAGAGUCCGUCACUCUGGAGCAGUUUCGGGAGCUGCUGGAGGCUCGCGGCGCCGGCUGCUCUGGCGAGCAGUUCGAAGAGGCCUUUGCACAGUUUGAUGCUGAGGGUGAUGGCACAGUUGAUGCUGAGAACAUGUUGGAGGCCCUGAAGAAUUCCAGUGGAGCUAAUCUUCAGGGGGAGCUGAGCCACAUCAUCAGACAACUGCAGGCUUGUUCUCUUGUUCCAGGUUUCAUAGACAUAUUUUCAGAGUCCAAAGAGGGCCUGGGUGUUCACUCUUCCAUGAUCCUGCGCUUCCUGCAUCGCAACCGCAUCUCUAGCACAGUGAUCCCCUACCCGAUGCUGGACCACUGCAAUAACAUGAGCUCCAUGAGGUCGUCUGUUCUAAAGGAGUCACUGGAUCAACUUAUACAAAAAGAAAAGGAAAGCCCUGGAGAUUUAACAAGAAGCCCAGAGAUGGAUAAGCUUAAGUCAGUAGCAAAGUGUUAUGCUUAUAUAGAAACAUCCUCCAACCCUUCAGACAUUGACAAGAUGACAAAUGGAGAAACGUCAUCCUACUGGCAGUCAGAUGGCAGUGCCCGCUCACACUGGAUUCGUUUAAAAAUGAAGCCCGAUGUUGUGCUUAGGCACCUCUCCAUUGCUGUGGCUGCCACUGACCAGAGCUACAUGCCACAGCAGGUGACAGUAGCUGUGGGGAGGACUGCCAGUGAUCUUCAGGAAGUCAGAGAUGUGCACAUCCCCAGCAACGUCACUGGCUAUGUGACACUGCUGGAAAACGCCAACAUCAGUCAACUUUAUGUGCAGAUCAACAUAAAACGGUGUCUUAGUGAUGGAUGUGACACUAGAAUUCACGGUCUGAGGGCUGUUGGAUUUCAGAGAGUCAAGAAAUCUGGAGUCUCCGUCUCAGAUGCUUCUGCAAUAUGGUACUGGUCCCUGCUAACAUCUCUGGUGACGGCUUCCAUGGAGACAAACCCAGCCUUUGUCAAAACAGUGCUGAACAACACUCAGAAGGCACUGCAGCACAUGCCUCCACUGUCCCUCUCGCCAGCAUCUACCGAUUUCUCAACGUUCCUGUCUCCCAGUGUUCUUGAAGAAGUGGACAGUUUCCUCAUAAGGAUAACUAGUUGCUGUUCUACUCCAGAGGUGGAACUGACUCUUCUGGCUUUUGCACUUGCAAGAGGAAGUGUUGCCAAAGUGAUGAGCUCGCUCUGUACCAUCACUGACCACCUGGACACACAGUAUGAUGCCUCAUCCCUCAUCUCAGCCAUGGCAUCAGUUAGGCAGAACCUGCUCCUGAAAUAUGGUAAACCUCUCCAGUUGACUCUUCAGGCAUGUGAUGUCAAAGGGAAAGAAGAUAAGUCAGGACCUGAAAACCUCCUUGUUGAGCCCUGGACAAGGGACGGUUUUCUUACAGAAACUGGAAAAACCCGAGCAAGUACAAUUUUUUCUUCAGGCUCUGAGUCUGCCUUCCAGGUCACACAGAUCCGAAUUAUGGUUCGACGUGGGGGCAUUGGUGCCCAGUGUGGACUGGUGUUUGCCUAUAAGUCACCAUCUGAUAAAUUUCAUGCAGAAGAACACUUCAAAAGGUUUGAAAAAUAUGACAAGUGGAAGCUUAAGGAGUUCAGGCAAUUUGUAAAAAGCAGGAUUGGUUGCUCAUCUGAUGACCUUGGAGAGGAUGAUCCUAUUGGCUGGUUUGAGCUGGAAGAAGAGUGGGAUGAAGCAGAUGUCAAGUUGCAACAGUGCAGAGUUGCGAAAUAUUUGAUGGUCAAGUUCCUGUGUACCCGUGAGGAAUCUGCGGAGCGCCUGGGAGUACAAGGCCUGAGCAUCAGCGGCUACCUCCGGCCCGCCAGAGCUGACGCAGAACUGAGCGCCGUCUGUGCUCACUGCAGAAAGGACUCCAAGGAGAGUGUCUGUGGGGCGACGCUCCUACUCAAGACACUUCAGUUCAUCCAGCAGCUCGCCCAUGACCUGGUACAGCAAAAGGAAGGUGGCUUAAAACAUAAAUCAUUCCUGGAUUUUUCAGGCCUUGAUCUGCAGAUCUUCUGGAAUUUUUAUAGUAAAUUAAAGCAAAACCCACAAGAAGAAUGCAUCUGUGCUGAAACCCUGCUUCUGCAACUGCUCCAGAGCUGCUGCUCCGUGCUGCAGGGAGAUGUGCUAGCUGUUUCUGAGGAGGAAAAGGCUUCCAACCAGAACCCCGAAAGGACGGAGGCUGCCAAGGAGCUCUACACACACUUGUGUGAUGUGAUUGAUAGGGUCAAUGAAGACUCUGUGCUCAUGGAAAUAUUAAAACAAGAAGUCAAAAAUACCCUUCUCAAUGGGGCUGCCAUCUUCUUUCCUGAUCGACAGAUCCGGCGGGACCAUCUCUUCACCAUGAUGAAUGUCACUGAGCAAGAGCACAAGCAGUCCCUGCAGCUAACUUUCCGCUCACUGUGCACGUAUUUUAGUGAUAAGGACCCGGGUGGCCUUCUGCUUCUACCUGAGAAAAGUGACCUGGCUGACUUGAGCAUUGGUGAAGUCCUGGCAGUCAUGAACACUCUCCUCUCUGUCGCUGCUCGAGAGUGUGAGCUGCUGAUGCUCAAUGGUGCCCAAGGGGAAGUGGGCUCUGUGCUUUUCUCCUUGUACUGGUCUGUCCAGGGCAGCCUGUUCUCCUGGUGCUACCUGCAGCUGAAGAGCACAGACACCAGAGCCAAAGAGGUGGCCGUUGACCUUCUUGAAAAAUAUGUGCAACAGUUUCUGGCAAGGAUGGCGGUAAUUUUGGAAUCCCUUUUGUCGCAGUACAGUGGGAAAAUUAUAGUAGAAAAAUUAUGUAAUUCUGUGUUUUCGAUGGCAGCUCGUCAACUGGUAAUCUUCCUGCUGGACUUCUGCCCUUUAGACAUUUCACACUGCACUCUGCUGCGAGAGUUCAGUACCAUGAUAGAAUUGCUAAAGAAGCUCUGCAGCGACCCUGAGGGAGGGUUGACUAAGCUGGAGGUUGAGACUUGGCAGCAAGAACAGCCUGUGGUGUUACAUACAUGGACUAAGGAAUCUGCCCACAACUACGAAAAUAAUUGCCAUGAGGUGUCUGUCUUCGUUAGUCCAGGGGCAACCUAUUUUGAGGUGGAAUUUGAUGAGAGGUGUGAAACUGAAAAAAGGUAUGAUUAUCUGGAAUUUACCGAUGCCAGAGGUGGGAAAACACGCUAUGACACAAAAGUAGGCACUGAUAAAUGGCCCAAGAAAGUGACCUUUAAGGCUGGUCCUCGGCUCCAGUUCCUCUUCCACUCUGACAGCAGUAAUAAUGAGUGGGGCUACAAGUUCACCGUCACUGCCUAUGGCCUGCCCGAUGUCGCUGUUUCUUGGGGAUUGGAUUUGCAACUCCUUGUUUCCCGACUGAUGGGACGCCUUGCUUCUCAGUGCAUGGCACUCAAGUCUGCUCGUCAGUUAGGAAGUAACAUAGCAGUACCUCAGGCAAAAAUGGCAUUGGUCCUAAACUCGCCCUUGUGGAAACCUGUCUUCAGGCACCAGAUCUGUCCAGAGUUGGAAUUAGAUGCACAUUGGCCCACUCAUCUACACCAGGAGAAUAAGGAGGUUAAGAACAUUCCUGACAAUCCCUGCCACAAAUUUCUUCUUGAUUUUGCACAGUCAGAUCCUGCUCAGAAUUCCUGUGGGCCAAAUGCAGAGCUUUUCAAAGGAUUUAUACAGGCAUGUAGAAAGCAGGCCCCAAAGACAGAUAUAGUUGCUGGUUCUACUAUUGAUCAAGCUGUGAACGCCACGUUUGCUGCUCUGGUGUAUCGCACUCCAGACUUAUAUGAGAAGCUGCAAAAAUAUGUAAACAGCGGGGGCAAGACAGCCCUGAGCGAAGAGUUUGCACAGGUGUAUUCCUUGGCUGAUGGGAUUAGGAUAUGGAUGUUAGAGAUGAAGCAGAGGUCCCUGAUGGGACUGGGGAAUGAGGCGGAAGAAAAACACGAUUCCGAAACGAACGAGACAAAUCCUGAGAGCCUAUCAAGAGAGUGUAUUCAGAAGAGUCUUCUGUUACUGAAAUUUUUGCCCAUGGAUGUAAGUUCAAAAGAAAGUUGUGACAAAUUAGUUACUGCUGAUGAAGCUGAUUCUCUCCAGCCACUUGACGAGCGCCAGAGGACAAGCUCAGUGGCUGAAGAGCACUGUCAAGCCUCGGUGUCUCCCACUGAACCAGCCACCCCGGUGCCAGCGGACAGGAGGCCUGGCCUGGACGUCCAGCCGAAGCUGCUGCCAGGCAGUGGCCCUUUGCCUGCAGAGGUGUCCCCUGCCUCAGCCGAAGAGCCCUCCUCGCCUUCCACACCCACCCGUCGGCCUCCCUUUACCCGAGGGCGACUCCGGCUGCUCUCCUUCCGAUCCAUGGAAGAGGCCAAACCAGUGCCCACGGUGAAAGAGAAGUACCCUGUGCUGAGGGACGUCAUGGACUUCAUUAAAGACCAGUCGCUCUCACAGGAGAGUGUUAUACAGGUGCUUUCUUUGAAGAAAGCCCAAGCCCAGAGCAUCCUUGAAGUACUGCGGAUAAUACAGUAUUGUGCAGAAUCCCUUGGACAGCCUCAUUGCUUCCAUCCGCCUUUUAUAGUUUUCCUGUUAGAACUUCUGACCUGCCAGAAAGAGUUCACCAAUUACUUUGGACACUUGGAAGCCUGUGGUGCAGAGCUACACAAAGAGAUUCGAGAAACUUACUAUCAGCUUGUUCUGUUUUUGGUCAAAGCAAUUAAAGAAUUCACUAGCAUAAAUGACAGGUCCUUGCUGCCUGCCCUGUCCUGUGUACAGACUGCACUGCUCCACCUUCUGGAUAUGGGUUGGGAACCCAGGGAUCUCUCCUUCUUUGUUGAUAUUCAGUUACCAGAUCUCCUCAUGAACAUGUCACAAGAAAAUAUAAGUGUCCACGACAGUGUGAUCAGCCAAUGGAGUGAAGAAGAUGAGCUUGCUGAUGCCAAGCAGAAUUCAGAAUGGAUGGAUGAGUGUCAGGAUGGCAUGUUUGAGGCCUGGUAUGAAAAAAUAGCCCAGGAAGAUCCCGAGAAGCAGAGGAAAAUGCACAUGUUUAUUGCUCGCUACUGUGACCUGUUAAAUGUGGACAUCUCUUGUGAUGGUUGUGAUGAGAUUGCCCCCUGGCACCGCUAUCGGUGUCUGCAGUGCAGCGACAUGGAUCUCUGCAAAACUUGUUUCCUAGGUGGGGUCAAACCGGAGGGCCAUGGGGAUGACCAUGAGAUGGUCAACAUGGAGUUUGCCUGUGACCACUGCCAGGGUCUGAUCAUUGGCCGGAGGAUGAAUUGCAAUGUGUGUGAUGACUUUGAUCUUUGCUACGGAUGCUAUGCAGCAAAGAAGUACUCCUAUGGCCAUUUGCCUACCCACAGCAUCACAGCCCAUCCGAUGGUGACCAUUCGGAUCAGCGACCGGCAGACACUCAUCCAGCCCUACAUCCACAAUUACUCCUGGCUGCUCUUUGCUGCCCUGGCACUUUACAGUGCCCACCUGGCCAGUGCAGAGGACGUAGAUGGGGAGAAGCUGGGCUCCCAGGCCCACAACAGUGCCACCAUCCUGCGGAGCCAGUGUGUGCAGCUGGUCGGAGACUGUCUGAUGAAGGCUCACCAAGGAAAAGGUCUUAAAGCACUAGCUCUUCUUGGCAUAUUGCCAGAUAGUGAAUCCAGCUCAGAAAAUUCAUCCCUGCCAGUCCCAGUGCCCACCUGCACAUCAGAGGAGCAGCUGGAAAGGAAAGCUGUCCAGGCUGCUGAGGAGCCAUCAGAGGCCGGCUCUUUUGUGCACUACAAUGAAAAGGGAGGUGUUCAUAAAGAAAUCAGACUUUCAGACUGCAAGCAGAGAAACAAGGCAGAUGGAAGUGUUUUAUUAAUGAAGGAUCCUUCCUGCCAGGCCCGAACUUCAGAUUCACCAGCAGAUACUAAUACACCUCCAGGAAUUAUAGAUGCUGAAAAUUCAGAAGGAUCGUCUCCGAAGCCAGUACAAGGAAAGGCAAUUACUCCCAGCCCUGAGCAGGUGUUUGCAGAAUGCUCCCAGAAGAGGAUUUUGGGAUUGCUAGCAGCCAUGUUGCCUCCUUUAAAAUCGGUUCACGCAGGCCCCCUGAUAGACCUGGAGCACGUCCUCCCACUCAUGUUCCAGGUGGUCAUCUCAAACGCAGGCCACCUGAAUGAAACCUACCACCUCACACUGGGACUUCUGGGCCAGUUGAUCAUCCGCCUCUUACCAGCAGAGGUGGAUGCUGCAGUGGUCAAGGUCCUCUCAGCGAAACACAACCUGUUUGCAUCAGGAGACAGUCCCAUCGUGCCAGAUGGCUGGAAGACCACCCACCUGCUCUUCAGCCUGGGAGCUGUGUGUUUGGACAGCCGGGUGGGCUUAGACUGGGCAUGCUCCAUGGCAGAGAUCCUGCGGUCACUCAACAGUGCUCCACUGUGGCGUGACGUCAUUGCCGCCUUCACAGACCACUGCAUCAAACAGCUACCUUUCCAGCUGAAGCACACCAACAUCUUUACCCUGCUCGUGCUGGUCGGCUUCCCCCAGGUCCUCUGUGUGGGGACCCGCUGUGUUUAUAUGGAUAAUGCCAAUGAGCCACAUAGUGUGAUCAUCCUGAAGCACUUCACUGAGAAGAACCGGGCUGUCAUCGUCGAUGUCAAAACCCGGAAAAGAAAAACAGUGAAGGACUAUCAACUGGUCCAGAAGGGAGGUGGACAGGAAUGCAGUGACUCUCAGGCCCAGCUGAGCCAGUACUCCCAGCACUUUGCCUUCAUCGCCAGUCACCUUCUGCAGACCAGCAUGGACAGCCAUUGUCCCGAGGCUGUGGAAGCAACAUGGAUCCUGUCCCUGGCACUCAAAGGGUUGUACAAAACACUCAAGGUUCAUGGUUUUGAAGAGACACACGCUACCCUCCUCCAGACAGAUCUGCUGAAACUUCUGGUGAAAAAAUGCAGCAAAGGGACCGGUUUUAGUAAAACGUGGCUCCUCCGUGACCUGGAGAUUCUGUCCAUCAUGCUGUACUCCUCGAAAAAGGAGAUCCACACCUUGGCAGAGCAUGGAGCCCUAGAGCUGAAUGAGCGAGGGGACCAGGAGGAGGAGAUGGAGCACUCAGUCAGCAGUCCCAGUGAAACCGAGCAGAAAAAGCUAGAUCCGCUUGAAAGCCUGGAUGAACCCACCAGAAUAUGUUUCUUGAUGGCUCACGAUGCCCUCAGUGCCCCUCUGCACGUUCUCCGGGCCAUAUACGAACUGCAGAUGAAACGAACCGAUUCUUUCUUCCUGGAGGUUCAAAAGAGGUUUGAUGGCGAUGAGCUCACGACUGAUGAGAGGAUCCGGACCCUGGCUCAGAGGUGGCAGCCUAGCAGGAGUCUGAGACUGGAAGAGCAAAGUGCAAAAGCCGUGGAUACGGACAUGAUUAUCUUGCCAUGCUUGUCCCGGCCAGCACGCUGCGAUCAGGCCACUGCUGAAUCAAAUCCCGUGACCCAGAAGCUCAUCUCCAGCACGGAGAGUGAGCUGCAGCAGAGCUACGCCAAGCAGCGCCGCAGCAAGAGUGCCGCCCUCCUGCACAAGGAGCUCAACUGCAAGACCAAGAGGGCUGUCCGCGACUACCUCUUCCGCGUGAACGAGGCCACAGCUGUUCUCUAUGCCCGCCACGUUCUGGCGUCCCUGCUCGCCAAGUGGCCGGAGCACGUCCCAGUGAGUGAGGACAUCCUGGAGCUGAGCGGCCCUGCCCACAUGACCUAUAUCUUGGAUAUGUUCAUGCAGCUGGAAGAAAAGCAACAGUGGGAGAAGAUCCUGCAGAAGGUGCUCCAAGGCUGCCGAGAGAACAUGCUGGGGACCAUGGCCCUGGCUGCCUGUCAGUUCAUGGAGGAGCCGGGAAUGGAGGUGCAAGUGAGAGAGUCGAAACACCCAUACAGCAACAACACCAACUUCGAGGAUAAAGUCCACAUUCCUGGUGCAAUCUACCUCUCAAUCAAAUUUGAUUCUCAGUGCAAUACAGAGGAAGGCUGUGACGAGCUGGCCAUGUCCAGCAGCAGUGACUUUCAGCAGGACCGACACAGUUUCAGUGGGUCGCAACAGAAAUGGAAAGAUUUUGAGCUUCCAGGAGAUACUCUGUAUUACCGAUUUACCUCUGACAUGAGCAACACCGAGUGGGGCUACAAAUUCUCAGUGACGGCCGGCCACCUGGGGCGCUUCCAGACAGGAUUUGAGAUUUUGAAGCAGAUGCUAUCAGAAGAAAGAGUUGUGCCUCAUCUUCCGUUGGCCAAAAUCUGGGAGUGGCUGGUGAGUGUCGCCUGUCGCCAGACUGGACAUCAGCGGUUAAAAGCCAUCCACUUGCUUCUGAAGAUUGUGCGAUGCUGUUCCCACAGUGACCUCUGUGACCUCACGUUGUUAAAGCCGCUGUGGAAGCUCUUCACCCACAUGGAAUACAGCCUGUGUGAGGACGGCACGCGGCCCGGCAUCCUCCUCCCCCUGCACCGCGCCCUCACUGAGCUCUUCUUUGUCACUGAGAACCGUGCCCAGGAGCUUGGCUUGCUGCAGGAUUACCUGCUGGCCUUAACCACCGACGACCACCUUCUCCGGUGUGCAGCACAGGCUCUGCAGAACAUUGCUGCUGUCAGCCUGGCCAUCAACUACCCAAACAAGGCCACCCUGCUCUGGAAUGUCGAGUGUUAG